Vollenhovia emeryi is the source of this 2456-nucleotide messenger RNA. RefSeq lists its product as uncharacterized. Gene Ontology annotation, molecular function: DNA binding. The record is from RefSeq and is a predicted model, not a curated record. The annotation marks the transcript as partial. Lineage: Eukaryota; Metazoa; Arthropoda; Insecta; Hymenoptera; Formicidae. The transcript is spliced from 6 exons.
AUGGACGGUGGUGAGUUACGCGGUGGAGAUAUGGGGGUGGAGAGAAAGGGAAGAGGUGGAGAGAUUACAGGACAGAUAUUUGAGAUGGAUAAUAGGAGUAGGUUGGAAUACGCCGGGAUAUAUGGAAAUACGAAUUUGGAAAAAUUAGCUGCCCAUACCGUAAGAAAAUUAGGAUUGUGUGAAGAUCAUUUCCUUGCUACGUCAUUUACAAACACAACGAAAGAACGAUUAAACAGAAAUGCUGUACCAAUUGCAUAUGAAAACACUGCUGACUCAUCUAUACACAUAGAAAAUGUUGAAAGUGAAAUACAAAACAAUAUUACAGCACUUCCACCUAACGAUGAAAAUGUAAUAAUGGAGGAACAAAUGGUUGAAGAGUGUGCUCAGCGAACGUACAGGCCUGCAACUUUAAAUUUCGAAAUGUCUGCGGAAGAGGAAGACAUAAUGGAAUGGGUGCAUUUGGAGCCACCUAAACAUCAAGAUAUUAAAUGUAAUAGGCCUGAAAAAAGUAUUAAAUACAAAGAUGAUAGCAUUCAAAGAAAUAAUAAAAAGAAAAGUGAUCCAAAAGCAGAGAUAAAAGCCUUGAAAAUUGUGCACGAAUAUGCGGAGACCGGCAAUCGCGGAUCGCGCGGUUCGGCUCAACUCGCGCACCAACGAAUUUUAUUUGGCGCCGACACAAGUUCCGACUGGAACUCCGGGAGAUCAUCAGCAUUUUGCCGUUUAAGGAAAGCAGGUUGCAAUUUUCCUGGACAGAGAACAAUUAGAAGAUGGGUAGAAGAAUAUAACAUAAAACCAGGAUUUUGUGAUAUUAUAUUUCAAAAAUUAAAAGAAAAAAUUAUACAAAUUCCUGAGGAAGAAAGAUUGUGUGCUUUAAAAUGGGAUGAGAUGUCCAUUAAAAACUAUGAAGAAUAUUCGUCGAAAUUAGACCAAAUAGAAGGACUCGUUGAUCUAGGACCCUUGGGCAAGCAAUCAGAAAGAAAUAAAUUGAAUGAAACGGGUGCUAAUGUAAAAUUUGUAACAUGUGAUCAAGGUACAAAUAAUCAAGCCGCUUACAGUCAACUAGGCGUUGAAGUGCAAAAACCAUAUUUUAUAUAUAAUAAUAAAAAAUAUUAUGCUUCACAUGAUUUUCCGCAUCUAGUUAAAAGAUUAGCGAGUUUUCUCAGAACGCAUGACAAUAUAUAUUGCAAAGGAGAAAUAAUUGCAUCAUAUUCUGAUUUUGUAAAAACCUGGGACAUUGAUAAUGCGACAGAAGGAGGCUCGAAUUUAUUAUCCCAUAUUUCACAGGCACACAUUCAUCCGAAUUGUUUUGAAGCGAUGAAUGUAAAAAGAGCUUUUCAAUUAUUUAGCCAUACAUUCGCAGCUGCUAUUAAAGUAGCCGGUAGCGAAAAAGCAUUAAAUUCAAAUACAUGGGAAGCGACAGCUGAUUUUGCAAAGAAUAUGAACAACGUAAUUGAUGCUUGUAACUCUUACAGUCUUAAAGUCACAUUCGGCGGAAAACGGCCAUUAUCAAGGAAAAAUCCUGAUAUUGAGGAUCUGUUAUCAAAGUUCGUGCAGUGGUGUCCAGGAUGGUCCAAAUAUCCGAACAAAAUAUAUCAAGUUCCUUGUUUCAAAGGAUUAUGCAACCAGGAUUCAGUGGAACAUUUAUUUUCAAAACUUCGGCAACGUGGAGGAUUUAAUCCUAAUCCAACUGCAAGAAUGGUUCGACUAUCAAUUAGACAUAUAUUAUCCACUGGUUAUAUUCAGACAAGCGAUCAAGGGAAUGUGCAAUGUCCUGAAAGUGAAGCUCUCAUUAAUAAACCAAAUCAAAUUACUAAGACGGUUGAAAAUUGUAUGAGUACAAAUAAUGUUAGUGCUGUUGAUGAUGUCGAGGAAGACGUAGAUGAUGCCGAUCUAGUUACAGAAUUACUUGACAAACAUGCGGAUAUCCUCGAGGAAUAUGAUGUGGACAUGAACAAUGUAAGUAUACUCAGUAAUUAUGAUGAAAAUGCAAUAACGUAUUUUGCAGGAUAUAUCGCACGACCUUGUAUUGAAAAAAAUAAUUGUGAAGACUGUCGUGCAACUAUGUUGAAAACGCCAAUGGAGGACGCAACACCAAGUGAAAGAUACAUCGAAUAUCGUGAAUAUCCCAACACAGAUGAAGAUGCUCCAACCGUAACGAAAUUAGUUCGACCAACGAACCUCUUUACAAAUGUUAUCAAAACGCAGUUGAUAAGUUUCAAUAGAACGUGGCAACAUCAUUGGGCAUCCACACAGGUUCUUGAGAAGAUUAUGAUGGUUUUCCAAUACAAACGAAAAACAGACCAAGCAACAUGGACGGAGACCAAUCUAAAACGUGCUAUGGAUGCAGUUAAUGAGAAAAAAGAGUCUAUUACAUCAGCAGCUAAAAAGUACCAGAUUCCGUAUACAACUUUACAACGGCAUAUGAAGUCAGGGAACUGUACAAAAAAGUUGGGAAG